Cuscuta campestris is the source of this 2873-nucleotide messenger RNA. NCBI's taxonomy places the organism in Eukaryota, Viridiplantae, Streptophyta, Magnoliopsida, Solanales, Convolvulaceae. The record is from the annotation of a GenBank genome assembly.
AAUUCCCACAAACUCCCGAUGACGGCGGUGACGGACCAGCGGUUUGGGCGGGAGAAAUUGCCCGAGACUUCUCCUCCAUAGAUUCUUAUACUGAGUACUCCGAAUAGAGAUACCAUAGAUAACACACAGCUGCAUUUCAGGCUUCUGCUCCACGAGCGGAGCUCCGAGCUAGACCAAUUCGACUGACUGAUUGUUGAGCCUUAGGGUUUCUGCGCAUCGCGAGCAGGAGAAUGAUUCUCAGAACACCGCCGGUGCGGAAGAGGAAGGCAGAGUCGGAGGCGAAGCCGGCCGAGGCCGGUAGCCCCGUUUCGGAUCGUCAGCAGCUGGUGAUCUACGAGGACGAGCCUUCCGCGCUGGAAUCUUCUCAGGAUCAUCAUUUCUCCUCCGAUCAGAUGCUCUGCACUUAUCAAUGUCGUCAAAUGGUAAAGUCAGAGUUUUUUGAUGCCUUGAGCACUGCAGAGAAGCAAGCGCAGGAUUUUAAUUCCAAAUUCAAAGCUUUAAAUGAUGAAUUGCAGAAAGCGGAUGCUGAAAGGAAGAAAUAUCGUGAUCAAUUCCUCUAUGCUGAACAAGAGCUAGCUGCUGCUAAAGGACGCGAAGAAUCUCUGCAAGAGCAGCUCUUGAAGGAGAUUGAUUGUUCUCAGGAACGGCUUACAAAGCAACUGCAGCUAUACAGUGAACUUGAGGUGAAGUUCCAACACGAAAAUAAUCUUCGUGCAAAAGCAGAGUCUGCAGCUGCUUCUGCAGAAGAAAAAGCAAGUCUCUAUGAGAAGAAACAAAGCAAUCUCUCUGAAAGCAUGGAAAGAGAGAAAAGGCGUCUGCAUAAUGAACUUGAACAGCUAAAAACGGAAUCCUCAUUUUCUGUCUCUAGCAUUAAAAAAAAUCUUGAAAGAAUGGAGUGCAGAGCUGUCAAUGCUGAGAAGGAAUCAGCAUUACUAAAGGAACAACUGCAAGAUGUUCGAGUGCGACUGAAUGAGUGCAUGGAACAAAGAACGGAACUGGAAAAGUUGUCUAGUUUCACAUUUCGUGAAAGUUCUUCAACAGAUGACAGCAUCUUGGUCAAGCAUUUGCAAGAAGAACUAAGGCACUAUGAGGCUGAAGUGCGUGAAGCAAGGAAGCUAAAAUCUUCUCAUGAGAACAUUGAGCUGCUGAAGGAAAAAUUACUUGAAGAAAAAGGUCGGAGGGAUAGGGCAGAGUCUGAGUUAGUUAAAUUAGCAGAUCUUGAGGUGACUAUUAAGAAGCUGGAGGAUGAACUGUCUACUUGGAAAUCAGUAGUACUAGAUAUCCCUGGAAUAUCAUGUGCUGAUGAUAUACCUCGUAAAUUUGCCUCAUUACAAAAGGAGGUUCUUGAUAACAUGAUAAAAAUGGGUGAAGCUCAGGCAAGUUUGAAACAAAUGGAGGUGGCUUUGGACACUGCAAAGCUUGAAAACAACAAAUCAGAAACUGAUAUCAACGUGGCAAAGGAAAAUGCUGAAUUAUUGAUGUCAGAGCUGAAGAGGACUGAAUUGAUGCUUGCAUCUGUUUUAGAAGAAAGAGAUCGGUUAAAGCAUAUUGUAGAUGAGCUAAGGACACAAAAGAGCGUGGGCACUGGCAUUGAGGCCUCCCAUGCAACUCUCAUUCAGGAGCUUGAAUCAUCUCUUGCUAAGAAAGACAGCUGUAUAAAGGAACUCGAGAGCAGUUUAUCUGAACAAAGGGAGAUCAAUACUCGUAAGCUUAAUGAACUAAUGUUGCUGAAUGACAUGCUGAGCAAUGAAGCAAGGAGAAUAAAGUCAUUAGAAAGAGAGGGUGACCGGCUAAGAUCUGAGAUUGCUCUAUUAGAAUCCAAGCUAGGGCAUGGUGAUUAUUCAUCAGCAAAUACAAAAGUUCUUCGAAUGGUUAACACCCUUGGAGUAGAUAAUGAAGCAAAACAAACUAUAGAGGUUCUGCAGAGUGAGCUGCAGAAGACCAAGGAGAAGUUGCAGGCUCUUGAAGAGUUGAAGCAGUCUGAUUAUCCAGCUGAUGCUGGAACGCUAGUUGACUCUUAUAUUCCUGGAAAGAUUCUACAGCUCAAAGAGCAAAUCGCAACACUGGAGAAGCGUGAAGAGAGAUACAAGACAGUUUUUGCUGAUAGAAUUUCAGUCUUCAGAAGGGCCUGCUGUGAACUUUUUGGGUACAAGAUUGUGAUGGAUGAUCAUCAGCGUGCAGAUGGAAUUCCUGUGACACGCUUUACACUUCAAUCUAUCUAUGCUCUAUGUGAUGAUGAAAAACUUGAAUUUGAAUAUGAAUCUGGGAACACAAACAUUUUGGCUAAUCAGUACACCUCACAGACGGAUAUAUCUCGUCAGGUUGAAAUAUUUGUUCGUAAAAUGAACUCAAUUCCGGCUUUCACAGCAAACUUGACUAUAGAGUCCUUCAACAAACGAACUUUAUCUUGAAUUGAACUUCAUUGAUGUCCUGAUUUUGGUUUUUAACCAGACAAAAGAAAGCAGCACUAAGCAUGGAAGUGUGAUAAGCCAUAGGCGGCAUCGGGUUUUUGAAAGGUUCCAAUGUCAUCAGAUCCUAUGAGCCCAACAACUUUGUAUAGUACUUCGCAAUAACGAUAAUACAGUGAUGACAAAUGACAACUGUAAGUCUCGUCUUGUCUCGUCUACCUGAGAUUUGCUCAUGCAUACAGCUUUUGUUUUUGUUUGUUUUAUGAUUUUUGUGUUUUUUUGAUGUGAAGAUAACUAAGGUGUUCGCACAGUUUUUUUGUUCUGUUUUAUAUAGUGAAUGUGUUUCACCGGUUUUGCGCGCGGGCACCUUAGUUAUAUGGCCGGUCUAGCUUUGUAAAGUUCAAAAAUUAAAAGACAACAUUGUAAUGUGGUUUUGGUUUGGAGUAAUAACAGUUUAGAUUUUUA